Molecule: messenger RNA, 2178 nt
Organism: Salvia splendens (bonfire salvia)
Lineage: Eukaryota; Viridiplantae; Streptophyta; Magnoliopsida; Lamiales; Lamiaceae
Exons: 3
Coding region: 243-1934 (563 amino acids)
Molecular function (GO): protein binding
Source: RefSeq, a predicted model, not a curated record
AUAUAGGUUUCUCACUCUAAAACUAAAAGGUGGGAAAGAGAGAAUCUGGUCGCCAGCCAUGAAAUAGAGGGAUCAAGCUUUCUCUCUGGUCAAAGAUGGCAUUUCUUGUUUAAAACCCUUCUCCCUCUUCACUCCUCCCUCUCUCGAAUUCAAAUCGCCUCUCCUCGCCUCGCCGUGAGAGGGAAAUAUACUACUCCAUGUUUCUCAUUCUCAUCUGAAGAAGAAGAAGAAGAGAGUUUUUAAUGGUUGAUUAUUGCAAUCCAUCCAUGGCUGUCGCAUCUCCGUCUCUCGCCGGCGGAGAGAGGAAGCAUUGGUGGCUCACCAACAAAAAGAUGGUGGAUAGAUACGUGAGGGAAGCCAGGAUGUUGAUUGCGACGCAGGACCAGAGCGAGAUUGCGGCGGCGCUGGGGCUCCUGGAGGCGGCGCUGGCGGUGGCGCCGCGCAUGGAGGUUGCGCUCGAGCUUAAGGCGCGGUGUUUGCUGCACCUCCGGCGGUUCAAGGAGGUGGCGGAUAUGCUGCAGGAUUAUAUCCCGAGCUUGAAGAUAGUCUCCUCUGAUGAUUCGUCGUCGAGCGCUUCGUCGGAUAACUCGUCCACUCAGCUAUCGAGAGAGCGAGUCAAGCUCCUCUCCUCCAGCGGCGACUCACUGAGUGGGGACGAGCCUGCGUUCAGGUGCUUCUCCGUCUCCGAUUUGAGGAAGAAAGUGAUGGCUGGGCUCUGUAAAAACGUCGAGAAGGAAGGGCAAUGGAGGUACUCGAUAUUGGGGCAAGCAUGCUGCCACCUCGGCUUAAUGGAGGAGGCAAUGGUACUCCUCCAGACAGGAAAGCGCCUCGCCACCGCCGCAUUCCGCCGCGAGAGCAUCUCCCUCUCCGACGACAUCUUCUCCUUCAACAAGUUCCCGCGCUCCGGCGAGAAUCUGAUCAGCAACCAGCCCCAAACCCCGCCGAAGACCGAGUCCGAGAGCAUCUCCCACCUCCUCUGCCACAUCAAACUCCUCAUCCGGCGCAAGGCCGCUGCGAUCGCCGCCCUUGAUGCCGGCCUCUAUGCCGAGGCCAUCCGGCACUUCUCCAAAAUCCUCGACGGCCGCCGCGGCGCACCCCAGGGGUUCCUCGCGGAGUGCUACGUCCACCGCGCCACCGCCUUCCAAUCUGCCGGCCGGAUCGCGGAGGCGAUCGCCGACUGCAAUCGCGCCCUCGCCCUCGAAACCUCGUGCAUCGACGCCCUCACCGUACGAGCCAGCUUGUUCGAGGCCAUCCGAUGCUUGCCUGAUAGCCUCCAUGAUCUGGAGCAUUUGAAACUGCUCUACAACUCAAUUCUCCGAGACCGGAAACUGCCCGGCCCCGUUUGGAAGCGGCAGAGCGUUCAAUACAGAGAAAUUCCCGGGAAAUUGUGCUCCUUAGCAGCCAAAAUUCAACAGCUGAAACAGAGACUUGCCGCCGGAGAAACCGGCAACGUAGAUUACUACGCAUUAAUUGGACUGAGAAGAGGCUGUUCGAGAUCAGAGCUUGAGAGAGCUCAUCUCCUGCUCACGCUCAAACACAAGCCGGAUAAAUCGUCUAGUUUCAUCGAGAGGUGCGAGUUUGCGGAUGAGAAAGACGUCGAUUCUGUCCGUGAUCGGGCCAAAAUGUCCUCGUUGUUGCUGUAUAGAUUGGUGCAGAGGGGAUACACCAGUGUAAUGUCGAUCAUUUUGGAUGAGGAGGCAGCUGAGAAGCAAAGGAAGAAGGCGGCUGCAGCUGUUCAGCAUCCGGCCCCGCCUCCGCCUGAGAGGGUGGCGAUGCCAGUGGCGGUUGCGGUGGAAAGCAAGGCCUUCAAAACUCCACCGCCAUCAGUUUUUCAAGGCGUUUUCUGCAGGGAUAUCGGUGUCGUUGGUAAUCUGCUGGCGCAGGCCGGUUUCAACCGUCCGAUUCCGGUGAAAUAUGAAGCUUUGAGCUGUUGAUUUAAAAGAAGUUGAAUAAUGACGGUGGUUUUGAAUUGUUAAUAGGCCGGCAGGAGAAAUCUGAUUCUGGUUGCAAUGUACAAAUCGUUAAACCUCUAGUACUACCCUCCCAGGAUAAAAAUUUUGUUACCAGUUCCAUCUUUUUUUUAAAUCAUUUUCAUUUCCUUUUUACUAUUUUAUGCUUAUCUAUGUGUAUGUACAGAUUUAAUUUCAAUAUUUAAGUAGUUUGAAAACUUGGGGAUUA